AUGAUACUGAGUGUUAAUGAUAUUAAUUUUACAAAUAUUAAACGUGACGAAGCUCUGAGUAUACUCAGAAGAGGAGGACCGAAAGUACAAUUGCUAAUACGUCGUUUAUCUCCACCGAUAACUAAAAAAAUCGAUAUAGAACAACAUGAUGGAAAGCUAGGUAUUACACUUAAAGGUGGAAUUGGUACUCAAUUUUAUCCAAAUGAUCAUGGUAUCUUUAUUACGAAUGCAUGUCGACAACAAACUGGUACACAAUUAGAAAUAGGAGAUCGAUUAUUAGAAAUUGCAUCGACGAAAAAACAAUAUGAUUUACGAUUUGUUACACGUGUAUGCGCAAUAAAACGUAUAGAAUUAGCAUGCAAAGAAAGUCAAAAGGUUACAAUAAGUGUUGGACGUGCUAAACGUAUCAUUCCAGUGCAAAAUCAAAAAUCGGAUUCAUGUGUUAAUGAACUUAAUUCUAACGACACGAAAAAUAAAGACACGAGUAAAGUACAUGUUGGUACACAAUAUGCGACCACCAAUGGUAUACGAAACGAACGAAAACUAUGUAAUACAAGUGGUAAUUAUUCACAUGAGUUAUUAACAAUACAACAAGGACAAUCAUAUGCUAUCAAGUGA
Molecule: messenger RNA, 618 nt
Organism: Adineta steineri
Lineage: Eukaryota; Metazoa; Rotifera; Eurotatoria; Adinetida; Adinetidae
Source: the annotation of a GenBank genome assembly